CCAGCUUUGCAAUUGAACUGCUCGGUUUCAUCAGUACGUAGUGAUGUCAGCUCACGGUUGUAGGCGUGUUCAACUGCGCGACUUUUAAAACAAUAGUAUCCGGAAGCCUGGAUCUUUCUCGGAAGAUCCAAGACGUCAGCAACGGUCACCUUUUGUUGCAUUUCCAGGUGGGAAUGCCUUCGACACCAUCAUCCAUCCAUCCAUCGGAGUCUCUAAAAGGAACCAAGCUGGUCCUUUGGAGACCAUCAUAGUCUUUGUGUUCCGGAAGACAAUCAACAAUCCCCCAAAGGGUUGCCAAGAUAGAUAGAUACCCAUUUCAUUAUUUUUCUAGAGAGUACCAUGCUACGAUUGACGAGUCAAAAAGUCCUUGGGAGCAACCGUGUUGUGGCUGCUACAACACGAGGCUUCGCUUCGGUUCCGCAAUGGGCGACCAUGGAUCCUCACCAGCUGGGUGUGGAUGCGACACCGUACGAUGUUUCCAACUGUGUGGGUGGGAAGUGGACCGCCGAUACCAAAUCCAAAAUGAUUAUCCCCCAUCCACUCGACAAGGAUGCUCCUCCCAUUUUUACCAUUCCCGAUACCCAAGCCGACGAAGUGGAACCCUUUCUCGAAAGUCUGCGAGCAUGCUCCAAGACGGGUUUGCACAAUCCACUCAAGAAUCCAGAGCGUUAUGUGCAAUAUGGAGAAAUUAGUCGACGAGCUGGCGACGCUCUCAUGCAACCGGAUAUUGCCGAAUUCUUUACCCAAUCCAUUAUCAAAUGCGUGCCCAAAUCUCACGCCCAAGCCAUGGGAGAAGUAGCCGUCACGGCCGCAUUUCUCAACAAUUUUGGAGGAGACAAUGUCCGCCGUCUCGCUCAAUCCUUUGGAGUUCCGGGAGAUCACUACGGUCAAAUGAGUGUGGGACACCGUUGGCCCUAUGGCCCAGUGGCAUUGGUGACACCCUUUAACUUUCCGCUCGAGAUUCCAGUCCUACAACUCAUGGGCGCUCUAUUCAUGGGGAACAAACCGGUUCUGAAACCAUCCGAACAAGUCUCGAUUGUCAUGGAGCAAUUCAUUAAACUUCUGCAACAUUGUGGCAUGGAUCCCGCCGAUGUCGACUUUUUGAAUUGCAAGGGGCCCGUGGCGCAAAAGGUCAUUGUGGAAGCACCCGUGCGCGUCACACAGUUUACCGGAUCCUCCAAAGUGGGAGAGAUGCUGUCGGCUGCCACCCAUGGCAAGGUCAAACUCGAAGAUGCCGGAUUUGACUGGAAAAUCAUUGGUCCGGAUGUUGAUAAUGUUGACUAUGUGGCGUGGCAGUGUGAUCAGGAUGCCUAUGCCAGUAUUGGACAAAAGUGCUCGGCGCAAUCCAUUGUCUUUAUUCACGAAAACUGGAAGGAUGUCGGAUUGGUGGACAAGAUGCAAGCCAAUGCCGCCAAGAGAACGAUGGAUGACUUUACCGUGGGACCCGUCUUGACCAAUACCACCAAAAAGUUUUUGGAUCACACCAACCGGUUGGCCAGUAUUCCUGGUGCCAAGGUCCUUUGGGGUGGCAAGGAACUGGCCAAUCACAACAUUCCCGAGCAAUAUGGAGCCGUCGAGCCGACGGCUGUCUUUGUGCCACUGGAAGAAAUGAUGAAGGAGGAACACUUUGAUGAUUGCACCACCGAACUCUUUGCACCAUUCCAGGUCGUGACCUUUUACAAUGAUGAUUCGUUGGAUACGGUCCUGGAGGCUACCGAACGCAUGUCGCAUCACUUGACGGCCGCCGUGGUUUCCAACGAUCCUGCCUUUCAAACCAAAGUGUUGGCCAACACGGUCAAUGGUACCACCUAUGCCGGACGACGAGCCCGCACCACCGGAGCCCCGCAGAACCAUUGGUUUGGACCGGCAGGAGAUCCUCGUGGAGCAGGGAUUGGAACUCCAGAAGCCAUCAAACUGGUAUGGUCUUGUCAUCGAGAAAUCAUCAAUGACAAUCUCGUCCCUGCAGCAUGGAGUCAACCAAAGACAACCUAACUGACCAUCAGUAGAGCUGGUGCAUUCAAUUCAGGACAGGUUAUCUUAGAUGGACUCGGAAGAACGGUGACAAGAAAGCACAUGUGCGAAAUCUCCUUUUUUCGAUGAUUUGUGGAGUACUAGUAUUUGUGGUAUGAAUUCAGUCCUUUUCGUAGGACUCUUGAUAGAACAAUACACGAGACGAGAUGAAGUAAAUAAAGGCUAACUACGGCCACACUUGGGUUUGCAGCGUACUUGUGCUCUACGAGCAGGACAACUAACUUAGCUCAAUCUGGUAGCGCCAACUAUGAAGCACCACUCACGCUCGGUCGCUUCCCAUUACGAUUCCAUUAGUUCCAACAACAAACACAACUACUUCAGGGGCCCGAUCUGUACCGUACUCGACAAUCAUGGUCGUGGGGGUAGGGAGUUCAUGGAAUGAUUCGAUUCGAUUCGAUUCAAUCAUUCGAAUGUGGUGCAUGUACGUUCCAAAGUUGAGAGCGAGCACUUUUGCAGCCGAGAACAUUGAGAACGAACAUGAUAUCUGAGCGUUUGCAUGGAUCAAUCAAUCAGGACUUGUUCAAGUCGACUGGAUUGGAUUCCUUUCGGCCACUCAGCAAUCUACUGGUAGCGCCAAUUGUUGUUGCUGCAAGGCAAGCUCGCCAAGGCCUGAAUCAUCCCACCCUUGUUUCCUUCUCUCUGCUUCUUAAUUAAGUCGUCAUGUGGUUGUCAACGUUUUGUUGUGGCUGUGGUUGUGGUUGCGGUUGCGGUCCGAAAGAAAGGACGCCACUUGAUUCUUCCCGAGCCGGUUCCAAACACGCUCCGUAAUGGGUGUUCGUUGUGCAAAGAUGAAUGCAUUUUGGUAGCCUCCCUCGGUUUGCACCUUGACACGGACCCGUGCCGCUUGAGUAGCAUCAUCCAUACUACUACUGUCAAUGCCUAAAAACAAGUGUUCGGCCCAGGUUUCAAACUUGUGUUGGAGAUGCCAUCGGGGUGGUCCGGACCAUUGCUUGCCCUUGAAUUUACCGUUGGCGCAGACCCAACGAGCCGGAAAGGAAUGCCCACAAAGAAUGUUUCAUCGCGUUGCGCAUGGGUGGCAAACAACACGGUUUGAGCGCCAAAAAGGAAAUACUAUCGGGAUUGUUGUGAAAUAAGUCCACGGCCUUGAGCGACAGUGUCCCACACAAGUAAGUGAACCGCCAAAACCAGGACAUGUCCGUCCGCUUGGGAAAAGAAUCGUUUGUGCAACGUCCGAUGAUUGCAGGAUUGUUUGAGAUCUUGUUUGGAUGUCACGAGUGGAAUGGGCCAGAGAUCUUGGUAGAUUGUAUUAUUAUUAGUACAUGUAGUAGUAGUAUUGUUGUUGUUGUUGUUGGAAGAUGGUACGGUC
This is a messenger RNA of Seminavis robusta, 3358 nucleotides long. The record is from the annotation of a GenBank genome assembly. Lineage: Eukaryota; Bacillariophyta; Bacillariophyceae; Naviculales; Naviculaceae.